Clavispora lusitaniae ATCC 42720 is the source of this 2367-nucleotide messenger RNA. RefSeq names its product decapping enzyme complex catalytic subunit (gene DCP2). Lineage: Eukaryota; Fungi; Ascomycota; Pichiomycetes; Serinales; Metschnikowiaceae. Gene Ontology annotation, molecular function: RNA binding; manganese ion binding; 5'-(N(7)-methylguanosine 5'-triphospho)-[mRNA] hydrolase activity. Gene Ontology annotation, biological process: nuclear-transcribed mRNA catabolic process, nonsense-mediated decay; deadenylation-dependent decapping of nuclear-transcribed mRNA. Gene Ontology annotation, cellular component: cytoplasm; P-body. The record is from RefSeq and is a predicted model, not a curated record.
AUGAGCAUACAGCUAAGAGACGGAUUGGCCAACCAGCUGGUUGACCACGUACUUGAAGAUCUCCUUGUGAGAUUUGUGAUCAAUGUGCCAGACGAAGACUUGUCUUCCAUCGAACGAGUGUUCUUCCAAGUGGAAGAGGCCCAGUGGUUCUAUUCGGAUUUCUGCAGACAGCUUAAUCCGGCAUUGCCGGGAAUGAAAAUGAAACGCUUUGCGCCCGCCAUGCUCAGCAAAUGCCCGCUUCUCUGGAAAUGGGGCGAUCCCGCCGACGCACUUUCGCAGUUUGGCAAGUACAAACGAAGCAUCCCUGUUCGGGGCAUAGCAUUGAUGAACGAGGACUUGUCCAAGAUUGUUUUGGUGCAAGGCUCAGAGUCAUUGUCGUGGUCCUUCCCUCGUGGAAAGAUCUCGAAGGACGAGAGCGACUUGGAGUGUGCCAUUCGAGAAGUGAGAGAGGAGACGGGAUUCGACGCUCGCGACUAUGUCAACGAGAAAGAUGUUAUCGAGCGUAACGUUUAUGGAAAGAACUUCAAGAUCUUCCUUGCGAAGGGCGUUCCUGUGGACUUUCCGUUUGAGCCGUUGGUGCGUAACGAAAUCGCCAAGAUCCAGUGGUUCGACGUUAAGGCCCUAGCUAAAAUGACCAAACAGACACCAAACAAGUUUUUCAUUGUGAACCCGUUCCUCAAGCCCUUAAACAGCUGGAUCAACAAGAACAAGGGAGUGGUGAGCGAGGAGCAAUUGAAGAGAGAUGCUGAGGUUCGUUUGAAAGCUUUGAUGGGCAUUUCGGACGUGGUGCUGGAAAACACCGACGCCGGAAGAGAAUUGCUAGACCUAUUGCAAGGCGCAGCCAAGGCACAAGCGCCAGCUUUGGCCCAGUCCCAGUCCCAGCCGCAGCACGCCCAGUACAUCCAGAUGAAUGUGCCACAGCACUUGCAGAACUUUUAUGCGGGCAUGGGCCCUGCUGCUCCGUUUGUGCCGCCCAUGCAUCCUCAACAAGGCUAUAUGGGCAUGAUGCCACCACGCGAGUUGCUUCGGAACUAUGGCUCUGUGCCACCCAACUUUGCAUCGCCCGUUCCACGUCCCGAGGCUCCAGCCUCUAUUGCACGCGAUACACUGAACUCGAAAGAGUUGUUGUCCAUCUUAAAGGGUGGGCCCAAGCCUAAGCGAGAGGCUGCGGCUCCAGUGUCAGGAGUCAACCGUGCAGAGGAGUUGCUCAAGCUCUUCAAAAAAGAACCAGAAACGGGCAAGGACAAAGAGAAUAAAGAGGCCCAGGACAAGGAGGAUACGGACAACAAUAAAGAACUCAACAGCAACAACAGCAGCAACAACAACAACGGAUCUGCGUCCAAAACAGAUGGUCCAAAAAUCACCCUCUUGAAACGUGCUCCUAACGAAGAUGCUCUGGCCACCCUUUUGGAAUUAUUGGGCAAACGACCAGAUGCACAAGCUGCUCCAAAACCCGAAACUAUCGAAAAGCCUAAGCCCAAAUCCAACGCCUCUGCUGAACUUUUAGGUUUACUUAAGCGAGAGAAACCAAAGACGGAACCUGAGGCGAAGCCAGAGCCUCUGCCCCAGCCUGAAAGAUCUUUGGCCGAAACUCAACCGCAAAGAGAGCCACAAGAGAACAGCUCCACAGAGUUGUUGGCCAUCUUAAACCGCAAACAGCCCGAAACUCGGGAGGCAGACAAGAACGCUUCGGCAGAGUUAUUAGGAAUUCUAAACAAACCAAUCCGCAUUGCCCGCAGAGACAAAGAUUCACCUGUUGACCUCAAGAGCAUUAUCGGAUCGCCCGAAACGUCCACGCAACAAAGCACACCCGCACACAGCUCAGAUCCAGGUUCCGGCAAUCGGAUUUUGAGCACCGUCAACAGAAAAUCCACGCCCAACUCACGGCUGAUCACUCCUCAAAUGCCGAUAGUGCAGCCUCCACUGAGCUUCGACGACUUUGAGGAUUUCGACGACAUUUGUGCAUCAGAAAAUGUCAUGUAUCAAAGCAUAGCGAAUAAUAUGGAUGACAGCGAUGACGACAACUUCCACAGUGCUGUGGAAACUGCAAACGCCAAUUCUCCGGAGCCAGAGCGCAGAAAGAUAACGAAAGGGCGCAAAGACAACUCGCAGCAGGCAGAAACCACUGUGCCAGAACAGCCAAUUGCAGAAAAGACAGCCAUGAAUCCGGUACUGAACGUGGGAAGUCUCCAGGAAACAUAUGGUGGAAUGGAAAACAUAAGUGCUCCACCACACCCGGGGCUUGGAAUGCACACGAACAGCAACGGUGCAAGUUUGCUUCAGCUUUUGGGCAGACGUCCACCAGAACCGAAGCCAGCCGAAGGCCGCGAAGAGUUGUUGAGCAUUCUCAAGAGCGGCCGUGCAUAG